UUUCAGGAAUGCCAAAAAAAACGUUCGAAAAUUUAGAAGAUAGUCAUGGAAAAGAUGUUAAUAUCCCAGUUGAACUGCCAAAAAGGAAACGAGAAGUUACACCGGAAAAUUUACCUUCCACAAGCUCUACUGCUCCAACACAAAAACGGAAAAGUCUAGGAUAUUCAGGACGAACGGAGGAACCGAAAAAUAUACACAAAACCUUCAUUUCCCCUUUUUCUACGUCAGUUUCUCCUUCAAAACAAGGUCUUCGACGACGAAAGAAGGCACUGCCUGCCAUAGAACCACCUGUAUCUGUAGAAGAAGCAAGUCCAUUACGUUUUGUGAAUAUCGAUGUAUUCUCUAGACGUAUGGCUUCCGAAUCAUCAGAUCACGAUGCUAUGAUUGCGAAGUUGUUGUCGAGAAAGUUUUCAAUUCCGAUGGAGGGAUAUAUGUUAUCUGGUCGAAGCCUAGGUCUUGGUGGAAACCGUCGAAAAUGUGCUCUAUUUGAUCCAUAUCAUGAAGGUGCAUUGAUUCUUUAUGCUCCUGAACAUCUUAGUGAACACGCACAACUCAAGGAAGAUAAGGAUCGAAAGGUGCACGUGGUAGCCGAUCCGGUUGUUGGAAAAAUCCUGCGUCCGCAUCAAAGAGAUGGUGUUAAAUUCAUGUGGGAUUGUGUGACUGGUAUUAAUAUUCCCGAAUUUCAUGGAUGUAUUAUGGCUGAUGAAAUGGGUCUUGGAAAGACACUUCAAUGCAUUUCUCUACUUUGGACACUUCUACGACAAAGUCCCGAUGCGUGUCCAACAGUUUCGAAGAGUAUUAUCGUUUGUCCAAGUAGUUUGGUGAAAAAUUGGGAUAAAGAAAUCAAAAAGUGGUUGGGAACACGGCUGAAUGCGAUGCCAGUGGACAGUGGAAAACGAGAACAGAUUAUUGCUUGUCUCAAUUCAUUUAUGGCGGAUUCAAAAAUGCGUUGUGCCAUCCCUGUUCUCAUUAUUUCAUAUGAAACAUUCCGUCUUUAUGCGAAUAUUCUUCAUUCUGGAGAUGUCGGAAUCGUUAUUUGUGACGAGGGACAUCGACUCAAAAACAGCGAGAAUCUGACGUAUCAGGCGUUGAGUGGUCUCAAAUGUGCUCGAAGAGUCCUGAUUUCGGGUACACCUAUUCAAAAUGACUUGUUAGAGUAUUUUAGUUUGGUCAAUUUCGUGAAUCCCGGACUUUUGGGUACUGCAAGUGAGUUCAGGAAGAAGUUCGAGAAUGCUAUUCUAAAAGGUCGCGACGCCGACGCAAGUUCAGAAGAUCAGAAGAAAGGUGAAGAGAAAACGAAGGAAAUGAUUUCACUUGUAGAGAAAUGCAUUAUUCGAAGAACAUCAGCUCUUUUAACAAAAUAUCUUCCGGUUAAAUAUGAGCACAUCAUCUGCUGUAAAAACUCAACACUUCAAGAGACACUCUACAAUAAACUUAUCGAAUGUGAAAAACAAAACCGCAUUGUCGAAAAGGACAAGGGUGCCACCGCAUCUGCUCUUUCGUUUAUCACUCAUCUCAAAAAGCUUUGCAAUCAUCCAUAUUUGGUUUAUGAUGAGUUUCAAAAACCUGAUAAUAGGUUCAGAAACAAAUGUCUAUCCAUAUUCCCUGAAUCAUUUAACCCGAAAUCAUUUGAUCCAUCGUUUUCUGGAAAAAUGAAAGUUCUCGAUUAUAUUCUCGCAGUCACUCGCAAAACAACUGAUGACAAGUUUGUUCUCGUAUCAAACUACACACAGACAAUUGAUCAAUUUAUGGAGCUGUGCAAACUUCGUGGCUAUGAUUUCGUGCGCCUUGAUGGUUCAAUGUCAAUCAAACAACGUUCCAAGAUUGUCGAUACAUUCAAUGAUCCAGCCAGCACUAUCUUCUGUUUCCUUCUUUCUUCGAAAGCUGGUGGAUGUGGUCUAAAUCUUAUUGGAGCCAAUCGAUUAGUUAUGUUUGAUCCGGAUUGGAAUCCAGCGAAUGACGAUCAAGCAAUGGCGAGAGUUUGGAGAGAUGGACAGAAGAAAAUGUGUUUCAUCUAUAGACUUUUAGCAACUGGAUCAAUUGAAGAGAAAAUGUUUCAACGUCAGACACAUAAAAAAGCAUUGUCAUCGUGUGUGGUUGAUGCGGGUGAAGACGUAGCUCGUCAUUUUAGUUCCGAGCAACUUCGAGAACUCUUCAAGUUGGAAUCAACAGUGGCAUCGGAUACACAUGAAAAAUUAAAAUGUAAAAGAUGUAUUCAAGGAGUUGAAAGUGUUGAUCCACCAACCAAUGCGGACUGUGCAAGUGAUUUAUCGAAUUGGUUUCAUUCUCAGAAAUCAGCUAGAAAAGUGGCUGAUAAUGUGCUCCGAGCCGUCUUCGAAUGUGGAUCGAUCUCCUUUGUUUUUCAUCAGAAAUCGCACAACGUUGAAGUCAAGAAAGUUCAGGAAAAAGUUGAAGAAGUUGAUGAGGACUACGUGCCUUCUGAAGCCGAAGAAAACGACGAUUAGUUAAAUGUUUCCAAGUUGAAACAAAUCUAGAAGUCUCCCUAUUUCAUAACAUAGACUAUCUAUGCGAUGAAAACGGGACAUGUUAUAUUGUUUUGUUAUUUAUUUAAUUUGUUUCUUUCAAUUUUUGUUCCAAGUCAUCCCAAUAUCAUUUUUAUCGCCCGAUCUCAUGUAAAAUACACCGCCUGCAAUAUGAAUUUUCAAUUUAUU
This is a messenger RNA of Caenorhabditis elegans, 2672 nucleotides long. It is a transcript of the gene rad-54.L, whose product is annotated as DNA repair and recombination protein RAD54-like. The record is from RefSeq and is marked reviewed. Lineage: Eukaryota; Metazoa; Nematoda; Chromadorea; Rhabditida; Rhabditidae. The transcript has 17 exons. The coding region runs from base 9 to 2465 and encodes 818 amino acids.